Molecule: messenger RNA, 800 nt
Organism: Symbiodinium necroappetens
Lineage: Eukaryota; Dinophyceae; Suessiales; Symbiodiniaceae
Source: the annotation of a GenBank genome assembly
AUGCCGCCUUUGCCCCCAGCCACUGUGUUGGCAGUCUUUUGGCGCAGAGUCGUACUUUGGAGCCUCUCAGCUUCAUGCCCGAGUUUGUUGGAUCAUGAUGUUGACACUGUGGACGGCUUGAGAGAGCGCCUGCAGUUUGCUCUGUCCGUUGCGAAGAUCGCGGAAAAGGAACAGGAUCGCAGAGAAGAGCACGAGCGCGCUUUAACAAAGGUGAAAGCUCAAGCCGCGAAACUCGUACCAUUGAUUGACCCUGAUCGCCUCCGCAAGAAAGCAGCCCACAUUGCGGAAGCUGUUGCGGCCAUCAAGGAAGCACGUCUUGCUCUUGUCGCAGCACCUCUCCACACAAGGUCCCCUUCCACCGCUUACGCCAUAGCAACCCUUCGGCGAUCUGAGGCGGCCAUCCAGAAAGCAUGCUUGGAGCCGUCUUUUCACGUUAAUGUGCGGUCCUGGCUGCACAAGCAUCAGCUGGACAGCUGUUUCGAUGUACUGGUCGUCAGAGGUGUUCUCGAAUCUCUCCAGCUCAAGGAAGCCUUUCAGGCUGAUGCAACCCAGAGCUUGCCCGGAAGAUUUGUCGAUGCGUUGGCGAAGGCAUUGUAUGAAGGUGGUGACCUUCGCCGUGUGCAUGGAACCAGACAGCUGCCAGACGGCUGGGAGAUGGUCUACUCACGCAGUGCAGGUCUCUUCUAUUACCACGAGAUUCCCAAGGGUGGGGCGCAGAACGGGCGAACACAGUGGCAGUUUCCAGAUCUCCAGGCCGAGUCCCAUCCUCCUGAAGUUCCGAAUGCCUUGACGUCUGAAAG